AUGGACGCCUCCCCGAACAAGAAACUUCGAGAACCCUCGCAAUUGGACCGACUUAAGCAAUUUACAACAGUGGUGGCUGAUACGGGUGACUUCGGGCAAAUCAACAAAUUUAAGCCGCAGGAUGCCACCACCAAUCCCUCGUUAUUGUACAAGGCUGCUCAAAUGGAGCAGUACUCGGCCCUCGUGGAUGAUGCCGUCGCAUACGGUAAGGGAUUAUCGGCUGAUCUAACGGAGAAGGAGCGCUUAGGCUACGUGAUCGACAAGCUAUCGGUGAACUUUGGCUUGGAAAUUCUUAAGGUCGUACCUGGCUACGUCUCAACCGAAGUGGACGCCCGCCUCAGUUUCGAUACGAAGAACACGAUUGCUCGUGCUCACCGCAUUAUCGAGCUUUAUGAGAAGGCUGGCAUCCAAAAAGAUCGUAUUCUUAUCAAAAUUGCCUCAACUUGGGAAGGCAUCCAGGCUUGCAAACACCUGCAGAAGGAGGGCAUUUCCUGCAACAUGACGUUGCUUUUUGGUUUUGCCCAAGCUGUGGGGUGUGCUGAAGCUGGUGCCACCCUCAUUUCGCCCUUUGUGGGCCGCAUUCUCGACUGGCAUAAGGCCAAGAUUGGAAAGUCAAGCUACGAGCCGCAUGAGGACCCUGGAGUCGUCUCCGUGACCAGCAUUUACCAGUACUAUAAGAAGUACAACUACCAGACUAUUGUCAUGGGAGCCAGCUUUCGUAAUACCGGUGAGAUCACCGAGCUGGCCGGAUGUGAUCGCUUGACCAUAUCCCCUGCACUCUUGGAGGAGCUGGCGGAGUCCACGGAGGCGUUGACAAAGAAACUUGAUCCUGAGACUGCUGCGAAGGCAUGCUCAAUUGAAAAACUUUCAUUUGACGAGAAAGAAUUUCGUUUGAGUAUGAAUGAGGAUGCCAUGGCUACGGAGAAACUUGCUGAGGGCAUUCGCGGAUUCAGCGCUGACAUUGUGAAGCUCGAGCAAAUUCUAAAAACCAAGCUAAGAGUAUGA
This is a messenger RNA of Plasmopara halstedii, 1005 nucleotides long. Its product is annotated as transaldolase. Gene Ontology annotation, molecular function: transaldolase activity. Gene Ontology annotation, cellular component: intracellular anatomical structure; cytoplasm. The coding region runs from base 1 to 1005 and encodes 334 amino acids. The transcript has a single exon. The record is from RefSeq and is a predicted model, not a curated record. Gene Ontology annotation, biological process: carbohydrate metabolic process; pentose-phosphate shunt, non-oxidative branch; pentose-phosphate shunt. Lineage: Eukaryota; Oomycota; Peronosporomycetes; Peronosporales; Peronosporaceae.